Linderina pennispora is the source of this 1903-nucleotide messenger RNA. RefSeq lists its product as uncharacterized. Gene Ontology annotation, cellular component: mitochondrion. Gene Ontology annotation, molecular function: fatty acyl-CoA hydrolase activity. The transcript has a single exon. NCBI's taxonomy places the organism in Eukaryota, Fungi, Kickxellomycota, Kickxellomycetes, Kickxellales, Kickxellaceae. The record is from RefSeq and is a predicted model, not a curated record. Gene Ontology annotation, biological process: acyl-CoA metabolic process. Bases 379 to 1662 code for a protein of 427 amino acids.
GUUUGCUUCUACAGCCCCUGCGCCUGCCCGGUAUCCCUCUCGUCCCCACGUUUCAUUCCAUUACUGCCUUUUACCAGCAUAUUGGGUAACAGGAUACUUUACAUAUGCAAUCACUAGUGCCCUCGACAAAGCUGGCUGCCCGCGCAUUGCGCCCCACCCAGCCCAUGCGCCGCCUCACGACUUCGCCACGCACACUGCAGGCGAUCACAGACCAGAGGCUGGCGCAGGUUCCCACGACAAAGGUUCCCGCGGGCGCUGCUGGCAUCAAAACGACGACCUCGCCGGCAGAGCAAGCACGGCUGGACGCCGAAGCCAAGCGCGCGCACGACUCGCACGUCGAGAAGCUUGAGGAGGAGCACAAGCGGAUGCUGGAACGGUAUGACGAAUCGCAAAAGAUCCUCGACAAAUACUCCGUCAUGCCUGGCAAGAGCGCUGACUAUAUGGGCAUCCUGCAGCGCAUCAACGACGCCAACCUGGCCGACGCCAAGGCGCACAGAGAAGAAGCCGCUGGUGCUCAAGAAGAUCAGCGACUCGUUCACGGAGACAUUCCUGCGCUUCAAGGACAACAGGGCACUGAGGGAGGAGUAUAUCAACUUCUACGGCGAGAUCCGGCUCGGCAAGGUGCUUGAGGAUCUGGACCGGCUGGCAGGCGCCGUCGCUUAUAAGCACGCGUCGGAUCAGCAGGGCGAGCUGGCACCGAUCGUGUUUGUCACUGCGUCUGUCGACCGCAUCGACUUGAAGCAGCGCCUCAGCCCGAACAAGAACUACCGCCUGGCAGGUAUGGUCACGUAUGUCGGGUUCAGCUCGCUGGAGAUUUAUAUCCAGGUGCAGCCUGUGACUGAGCCCGGGAUGCCGGCCGAGGCCGAGCCCAACCUGGUUGCCCGCUUCACCAUGGUGGGCCGCGACAAGUACACCGGCAAGUCCUCGCAGGUCAACCCGCUGCUGCUGGGCGACGAGAGCGAGCGCCGCCUGGUCAAGAUCUCGGAGCAAAUCAAGGAGCACAAAAAGACGAUUGCCCAGACCAAUCUGUACAAGCGCCCGCCCAGCGAGGAGGAGACCAUGGUGAUCCACAACCAGUGGAUGGAGACGAACAAGUUUGCGUCUAGCGGAUAUGGAACGCAUGUCAACCUACCGACAGACAUGGUGUGGCUCGACAAGACCGUGAUGGAGUCGGUGACUGUAUGCUUCCCGUCGGAGCGCAACGUCCACAACAAGAUCUUUGGUGGGUAUCUGAUGCGCCUGGCGCACGAGCUGUCGUUCGCCAACGGCGCCGUAUUCACGCACAGCCGGCCGUCGUAUGUGUCGCUCGAUGAUUUUUCGUUCCAGAAGCCCGUGAAUAUCGGGUCGAUCCUGAAACUCACGUCUCAGGUCGUGUAUUCAGAGCCAGAGAACAAGACCUUCCAGGUCGCGGUAUCGGCUGAUGUCAUCGAUAACCUGCAGAACAAGACCGAGCGCACAAACACGUUCUACUUCAACUUCCACUGCCCCAAUGGUCCUUGUGCGCCGCGUCGUGCCUCGCUCGUACAAGGACAUGAUGAAGUACUUGGAAGGCCGCCGUCGUGCCCAGACCGGCAAGAUUAUCUCGCGGCUGCAGACCGCCAUGCGCGAGAACCGGCACCCAGUAUAAGCAGCUCAGCAGAACUAGAAAACAAUAGCCUGUAGCCACCUGAUGGGACCUGUAUAUGAAUAUAGACAUUCGCUAGAUGAAAAAGUCCGCCCUCUAUGGUAGAUGCUGGAAUGCAAGAAUAAGCAGCCAGGAGAGCGAACGAGGCCUAUGCGAGCCCCUUCGUGGACAACGGACCACUAGGCUUCUCGAACAAGUGGGGCUGGAAGCAGCUCAGCCGAUGCCCUCACACAUAUAUCUGUGCAUACAGCUACUCCUGACCUCUGUAUUUGCUGUCUC